Messenger RNA from Phascolarctos cinereus (koala), 1481 nucleotides. RefSeq names its product tetraspanin 32 (gene TSPAN32). Gene Ontology annotation, cellular component: membrane. Lineage: Eukaryota; Metazoa; Chordata; Mammalia; Diprotodontia; Phascolarctidae. The record is from RefSeq and is a predicted model, not a curated record.
GUUGGCCUCAGCUCUGCUGGAAACCACAGCCUGGGGCUUGCUGGGGUUGGUGUCUGUUGCUGAAGUCCUGGGGGAGAGGAAAGGCUUGCCACCAUGGGCCCCCAAUGUCGGGUUCGCUUUGCUAAGUGCCAGCUGCUGGCCACCUGCUUCUUCACCCUGCUCCUGGGCCUGUCCAUGGGCUUCCUGACCAUCCUCACCCGAUUCGGGGACCGCUUUGUCAUCAUCCACACCAUCUCCCCAGAGGACGACCCCUAUGGGUCCAUGUACCACUGGGCUUUCUCCCUGGGCAUCUUCCUGACCUCGAUGCUGAUCCUGGGGGUUAUGCUGAGCAUCCUAGGUGUGGUGCGGGAAGCCAAGGGCCUCAUGGCUGGGGGCUUCCUUUCCUUCACCUUGGUGUUCUUCGUGGCAGUGCAGGUGACCUUCUGGAGAUACCGGGAGCCGUCCAAGGUGGAGAACACCAUGCUCGACACCUACGACCUGGCUUACGAACAGGCAAUGAGGAACGUCUCCGACAUCUGGCGGCAGAAGCUCGUGGCCAUCCAUGACACGCUUGGCUGCUGUGGAAAGAGCUCACCUCUCAGUGGGCUUGGACAGGAGGAAAGGGCCUUGUGUAGGGGAGUCCGGCAGAGAGAGGCAAGAACUGUCACACACGGCCCCCCCAGGGAGAGAGCACGAGGACAGUCCCCAUUUUACAGAUGAGGAAACUGAGACUCCAAGGCAUUCGGUGACUCGCCCAGGGCCGGGCAGUGAGUAAGGAAGGGAGCCGGGUCUCCUGACACUGCCUGACUGGCCACGUACUGGAGUGGAUGGACGCCCGGGAGGCUCCCUGGCUCCGGCCUGGCUGCCCUCUCAGUCCCAGGUUCUCUGGGCUCAGAGCCCUACAGUCUCAGAGGCCGGCCGGUCCAGCCUAUACUUGAACCGGGGUCCUCUCUCCAGCACCCCUUGCCAAGGGGCAGCCACUCCCGGCCGGGCCACUCGGCCCUUCUACCUGAUAAAGUCUGCCUCUCUGCCCCUUUCCUGCCCCUCCCCUUGCUCCCUCUCCCUGGGGCCAAGAGAACAAGGCUCACCCCCCUACCCAGGACAGGCCUGCUCCCUACCCCCUGCCCCCCACGUAAGGCUCAAGCUUUUCCUCUGACUGAUGCUCCUCUGGCAGGAUCUCCUUAGCAUCCUAGCUGCCCCACCCCACCCCCCAAAGGGCCUCCAGAAUCAGCAGGGCCUUCUCUGCCCUCAUGGGAACUGUGUGUUAUGGUGACCUAAUGCCCCGUCAGUGCCUGGCACGUCUCAGCCAGCCAGCAGCCCCAAGUGCCCGGGCCCAGCUGAGGCGGGUUGCUGAGGGUGCAGCUGCAGGGCUGGCGCCGCGAGGACCCCUUUCCGGAGUGCAAGUCUUGGGUCCUGGGCCAGGGACUGGGACUAGGGGAGCGGGGGUGGGGAGGGCAGGGGGCACCACUCUUCCGACAAGGUGGGGAUGUGGGCCAGGUUCU